AUGUUAAAGGGACUCGUCGUACUCGUGCUCUGCCUUUUUGCGGUCCAGGCCGCUGUUAUCCGUAACGAGGGGAAUCCGGUUCCAGAUCCCCUGCUGCUGCCAGAAGCCACCACCGAUGCGGUUAUCCUGGAUCAGCAGGAGGAGGGCGUCACCACCACCGCCACCACCACCGAGGAGUCGACCACUUUGGCCGGCCCCGCUCUGAGUCGCGACGAAGAGGCCAGCAUACUGAUUGAUCCCGCACCGGGAACCUUGCAGGAGGAUGAGCCAUCCACUGUCCAGAAGUCCGGGAAACUGCUGCUGCUUAGCACAUCGCCUAAGAGACACCAUGAAAUUGAGCGGGAGCUGGAGGAGCAGGACGAGGAGGAGGACCAAGCUGGGGCUGAGCCAACCACAACUGUGCAGCCCAAGGAUAAUGAGCAGGAGCAACAGAAGAGGAAGGAGGACAAAGAGGAGGAGGCAACCACAGAAAGCAGCACCACUCCGGCCUCAACCAGGCUGUUUGCCAUCGAUGCCACGCCAGCGGAAAAGGACUCUCCGUCACCCAAUGUCGCCAUAUCCCUUUCCCAGGACAAUGCCACCAUUUCGAUAGCUGAGGAGCCGCAGGUGCCCAGUGACAAUAAUGCCGCCGUGGAGCUGGCCCUUGUAGAGCCGGAGGCAGAGUACGUCCUGCUGGAUGACGGCGAGGUCCAUGAUGAGCUGGACCUACAGCUGGGUAGCUUCACGCACAUCGACAGCGAUGUCCGCUUGCAGCCGGUGGUGCACUCCGUGGAAAUCGUGCCCACCAGCCUCGAUGAUCCUUUGAUUGUCAAUUACGUGCACAAUUUGCGAUGA
Messenger RNA from Drosophila serrata, 834 nucleotides. RefSeq lists its product as uncharacterized. Lineage: Eukaryota; Metazoa; Arthropoda; Insecta; Diptera; Drosophilidae. The record is from RefSeq and is a predicted model, not a curated record.